CAUUGAACGCGGCAGCAUCGGAGAGCUAGCGUGCCAGUAAUGCGACACGAAACUAGUAUGCAUAGGUCGGGAAUGCCUUGCCGGAGUUAUUGUGUCGAAGCACCCUGUCUGCUGGUUGAUUCGCAAUCAUACGUAAAUCUGAAUGCAUCCAGUCUUCGGCAAACUCCCACUUGAGAAGGCGGCAUGGUCAUAUGGCCGGCUGUGGGACUGGACACGCCUGUCCAUGCAUUGAAAAGACUCUCUAUGUAUAUCUGGCUAGAUCAGCUUCAGCAAUCGACCAUCGCCUAUAACAAAGUAGUCUCGCAAUCUCUGACUAGUGGUUAUAGAUUGAAUGGCAUACACCAUGAACCCGGCUGUUACGCGGAACUACCCUAGGUUCCCUGUAGAACUGAUAGAGCGGAUGAUCGACUAUCUUCAUGAUGAACCUAUCACCCUUGCUGCUUGUUCUGUCGUGGGGCGAAUUUGGCAUAUUCCCGCUCGCCUGCAUCUGUUCAGCGAGGUUGUCGUUACUAACGAUCGGGGCGGAUUCGAAUUCGAGCAAUUCGCUGCUGCGUUGGAAACAAUCCCACAUUUGAGCAAGUUUCUGCGCAGUCUGCACUUCAUUGGUAGUCGUAGUUAUGGGCUGAAUGUCCGAAAGGAUUUUGGAAGGGACGAUCAGCUUCCGAGAAUCACUUCCCGUCUCAUUGCUUGCAUUCUUAACAAGUGCGAUCGUCUGGGAUCGAUCAAUUUCCAAGCUGUGUACUUUGGUCAAUCGCCUGGAGAUGGGCAGCAAAUCUUCAGCUCUACCGUUAAGAGUGCUGCGACACUACAACACCUGACGUUCAACAGUCCUGGACCUUCCUUACGAGAGGAUCAUGCAUUGGACAAGCUCGCUCCACUCUUUCCGUCCUGGUCCGAUUCCAUCCGCUCUCAGCUACGGCUAUUCGUGAUGCUAGCCAUGGGUGGCACCCUUCACCUGCUCGUCAAGGACGGGCUGGAUACUGAAAACCCAAUCUUCACAAUUGCUGAACUUGUCCAGGAGGACAACUUCACAGUGUCAUCCGCUAUGUCACACAUUCUCGCUCAGGGACAAGUUCCACUCCAUCGCAUUGAGAAACUUACGAUUCCAAUUUCGUUCCGCAAUGUGGACUCCUUUCAUCCGUCUCUAUUCGGGAUGGCCUCUCCCAACCUGAUGAACAUUGGCAUUUCAUUUGGAGAAUUAUACAAGAUUCCCAAUUUGCAAUUGCAACACAUGCUUACCGUUGGAUACGGUUUCAUUGGACCUUUGUGGAGUUGGAAUUUAUAUGAUUUGAAGGCUUGUCCCUCUCUUCGCAGCUGUACCUUUCACUUCGAUUGGGCUUUCGGGGAGCAAUCUUGGAUCGUCAGUUGGAUGGCUGCUAUUCGAAUCCUCGAUUCUUUACCCGUAGAAAUCGUCGAGAUCACAUUCUCAGUAAUUGCCUUCGAAACUUCAAAUCAUCCACCAAACCUGAAGGAGCAUAAGUCCAUUCCUUACCACCAGCUCAAUCAAGCGCUACGGCGAUUUCCCAACUUAGAGGCCGCCAACGUCAUAGUCCAUCCUACCAUAUCAGCGGCUCAUGGGUCACUUCAUCAGCAACAGGACGAUGUACAUCUCCUCAUUGCUACACUCAAGCUAUGGAAGCCUCUCCUCCCUCUGAUGUGCGACCUUUACAUGGUCGACUCGAAGAGUAGAGUUGUUCUGCACCUCCGUAAUGAGAAAGGGAAACGAGUUAGUUGGAGGUUGCGACCUGGAGUUCGCGAUAGCACCAUUUAUGCGGAUCUUAUCGAAAACGGAUUUGGUCAUAGGUGUGGAUGGCCGAGCGAUGGUCUGGACCCUGGCAGUUCAAUGUUGUAUUAUGCAAAAGCCAACCUGGCUUCGUUUGUAUGAAUUCUCCGGUGACUCGUCUACAAAUUUCUAUGUAGAGAUGUGCGAUAAUCCCUACCAAAUUCGAACGAUGAUACCACACAU
This is a messenger RNA of Somion occarium, 1966 nucleotides long. Lineage: Eukaryota; Fungi; Basidiomycota; Agaricomycetes; Polyporales; Cerrenaceae. The record is from the annotation of a GenBank genome assembly.